Messenger RNA from Vigna radiata var. radiata (mung bean), 1299 nucleotides. RefSeq lists its product as uncharacterized. Bases 100 to 807 code for a protein of 235 amino acids. The transcript is spliced from 7 exons. Lineage: Eukaryota; Viridiplantae; Streptophyta; Magnoliopsida; Fabales; Fabaceae. The record is from RefSeq and is a predicted model, not a curated record.
GGACGAGGAGCAGUGGUUAGUGAAAGAGAGGUGACAACUAAGAAGAUAAGAGUGGGACCCACCGAAUCGGUUACGAUAUCGCCAACCAUCAAGCCAGCCAUGCUCCUAUGUUGUGUGGGCAUGGCGUCACUUGGCACCCCUGCGCAUGUUAGCAGCAACAGGCCAUUGCAGUGUUCCACUUGGAAGGCGAAGCGAGUGAGGUGCGCAGUGUCGUCCCCAAGGCGGCGUGAGGGGCGGCGCACGGUUUCGUUCUCUCUGCUUCUCUCCCACCUCCUUCUCAUUCCUCACCGUGCUGCUGUUCUGGCAAGUCCUUUCGAUAAUUAUGUUAAGAGAAAAAAGCUUGAUCCUCUGGAGGCUUAUGUACCGGCUGUCAUACUUACGGAGUUUCAGAUCAAGGACUUAGAAAAAACAUUAGAGGGUGAUGAACCCCAAUAUGACUUCUGUCGGUCUCUACUUCGUUCUGGGCCCGCAGCAUCACUUCGUGUAAAUAUAAGAGCAGUGGCACAGUAUGCAUCUGACAGUGGCAAUGGUAAAACUGCUUUCAAUGAUGUUGAUGAAUGUCUGAGGUCACUAGAAGAACUUGAUUCCUUGCUUCUUAAUGCAACAAGAAAGGAUCCUGAAGCCUCGGUCAAAUCAAUGAAAACAAAAAUCAAUUCAGCCCUUAACGCUCUAGACAGCCUCUUAAAAACUGUGCCUUCAGAUGUGCUAAGUAAGGGAAAGGUUAUAGCUGAUUCAUACAGGGAACCGGAAGGCGAGGAAACAGCUAGUUUGGACCCUGAAUUAAAGCAACUACAAUCAAUACUAUGAAUAUCUAGCAUGCUUAUUCGCCUUUUAGUAUUAGUCAGCUUACUUGAGAACUGAUUAUAGAACAAUGUUCCAAAGACAGAAUCUUAAAACACAAAUAACAUGUGGAGUGAAGGUUAUUGAUGCGUGUGCAGCACCGGGAAACAAAACUGUUUAUUGCUUUGUACAUUUCAGCUGAAUGCCUGAUUCGGACAGAUCCUGCUAAGCAUGGCGAGGGUUUCUUCAUUGCUUUGUUUGUUAGGAAAGGUGCAUCUUGGGACUGUUCAAAUAAAAACGAAACUAGAAUUUCCCGUAGCACUCCCGGAAUUAAAAACGCGCAAAGAAAGAAGAGACGUAUACCGUUUAUUAGCACGAACCCAUUCAAAAUGUGGUUAUAUGAUCAACUGAUGUAGCUUCCGAAAUGGGAGGAUAUAAGGAGGUGACCAAGAUAAAAUUAGAGAUGUAAAAUGUUUUAAAUUUACUUAUUUUCAUUUAAAACAGUACAUUGUGAAAUUA